Molecule: messenger RNA, 4608 nt
Organism: Pieris macdunnoughi
Lineage: Eukaryota; Metazoa; Arthropoda; Insecta; Lepidoptera; Pieridae
Source: the annotation of a GenBank genome assembly
AUGGCCAAGAAAAAGAAACCAGCAAAUGUUGCCUCUCGGCGUUCCGCGCGGCGUGGUAAGCCUAUCCAAAAGAGUGCGAUCGAAGGUGAAACCUCAACUACGGUGGAACCACCCGCCACUGCACCUGCCUCAGAAGACCCGCCUCCUGAAACUAAAGAAACCAUAAGUGGACAGACUACUUCUGACACAAAUGCUAAACCACCUCAAGAACUGCCUUAUGUAGUUCUGCACAAGAAGUUUGGUAAAUAUCGAUGUUUAUUUAAUAAUGAUGAUACAUUCACAAAAAAAUAUGAUGUUGGUAGUGACAGUGAAACUAACAGUAGCUAUGAGGUAAGAGUCGUAGAUCCUGGUUUAAGUUCUGAAUCAGAUUCCAAUGCUGCAGUGGAUACUCAGUCUGAUACAAAUAGUGGCGCUUGUCCCAGUCCUAUGAACAUUCCAGAUCGCGCAUUGCAUAGUUUUAGUUCUAGAGAUGCAUCUCCUCUGCCGUCAGUUGAAAGCUUAGACAUACCUUUACCAAAUGAUGAUACCAUAGAAAAUAAAAAGGACUUAGGCAAUGCAUGUGAUGAAAAAGAAAUUUGUUCACCAAUAGACCACCAAGAAAUGGAAAACAAUCAGGCCAAUGAAGUUAACAAUGAAGAUCAAGUUCAAAUGUUUAAUGAGCAUCUUUAUGGUGAUGAUGAUGAAGUGAUAACUAUAGUUCAAAUAUUAGAUGAUGAUAAUCAAGAGGGUUAUUAUAAUAUUGAUAUUGAUAGUUCAAAGGAUCAAGAGCUAAGUGAAAACAAAAGGGAAAAUGAAAAUCAAGAUAUUGAAUUUCAAAAAGAUUUUGAAAAGCUUAAUCUAGUACCAACAAUAAAUCCUAGUUCUCCAAUGCAGUAUUGUGAAGAAGUUAUCAGAAAUUCUAAUUGUGUUACUCCAGAUUUACAGUUCCCUAAAGAGAUUUUGGAUAGGCCUGAUCCAAGUUUAACACCAAGCUCAACUAUUUCUGAUGACAGUAACUCUUCAAGGGCAACAGACCAGGUGCAGAACAAUUCAAAUGAUUCCUCAGAGUCCUCUCCAUCAGGUGUUCGAAGAUCUAAUAGAAUAAAAACAAUAAGUACAUUAAAGCAAAAGACUAAAGGUUAUGGUUUAGUUAGAAAUACACUGAAAAAAACAUUAAUAACACAAACAAAACUAAAACUUGAAGAGUCAGGGUCCGAAAGCCAAGAUAAGCCUUCUGAUGCCUUAAACCAAUCUAAUUCUAAUCCUCCUCCGUUUCCUGUUCCAACAGAAAUGCCUGUUAAAGUUAAAUCUAGGUGGCGACGUUCAAGUGAACUUGAAAUGGGGGCAAGUUCACCAUCAAUUUCUCCAUUAGCAAGCCCAAGUUUGCCAAAAAUACCUCCUAUUGAAGAGAAACAGCAUGUUGAAGAAGUGAAAGAAGUUAUUGCCCUGAGUAAGGAAGCAUAUGAUAGAAUAAUUGAAGAAAGAAUGAACCAAUACCAACAUUUGGAUGAAAAUGAGUAUUUAUGUGAUAGAAUGAUAAGUAGGGAUACAAAGAAGAUGAUUUGUGACUGUUUUAUGACCAAAGAAGAGUUGGAGAGAGGAGAACUCGCUUGUGGAGAAGACUGUUUGAAUAGACUCCUUAUGAUUGAAUGUAAUUCAAGAUGUCCUGUUGGAGAUAGAUGUACAAACAGACGGUUUCAGAAGAAAGAGAAUGGUGCUCUAAAAGUGUUUUAUGCUGAAAAAAAGGGGUGUGGUGUAGAAGCUAGUGGUAACAUUCCAGCAGGGGAAUUUCUAAUGGAAUAUGUGGGUGAAGUGCUCGCUUAUGAACAAUUCUACAAAAGGGCCCAAGCCUACUCCGAUGAAAAUAACCUCCACCACUAUUUCAUGUCACUCAAAGGCGAUACCGUAAUUGAUGCUACAGUGAAGGGAAAUAUCUCGCGAUUCAUAAAUCAUUCCUGUGAUCCAAAUGCAGAAACUCAGAAAUGGACGGUCAAUGGAGAACUCAGAAUAGGAUUUUUCAGUAAGCGGGAUAUUCCGAUUGGGGAAGAAAUUACAUUUGACUACCAGUUUCAAAGAUUUGGCAAAGUGGCGCAAAGGUGUUACUGUGGCGCUGAGAAUUGUAGGGGCUGGAUCGGGGCUGAACCUGAUUCAGAGGAUGAAGAUUAUGAGGAGGAGGGAGACGUGUCUACGUCCAAGUUCACAGCAGAGUCUGAGGAGAUGCAGACGACGGAAGACAAGGCGAAGCCCCGAGUGCGGAGACCAAGAAGAGAUCGCACUUAUAAACCUAGUGCUGACUUAGUCCAAGAUGCUGAUAUUGAAGAAGAUCUGGAAGCUCUCGGUCGCACCGGAGUCAAGAAUCAAUGUCAUACACUUCGACUAUCGCGUACAGUCGUCCGCGCUAAGACGCGCCGCGCGCAGGCCGCACUAUUGCGGCUCUUACGCGACGCCGACUUACCUUGUCGCCGACUGUUCUUGGACUACCGUGGGCUAAGGCUGUUAGCCCCGUGGUGUACUGAUGCGCCUUUGGACUUUAAAUUGGAAAUCCUUCAAACAGUAGAUAGAUUGCCCAUCCCCAACAAGACCAUGGUGCAAGAGACACGCUUCUUCACAAUCAUUGAGAGAUGGCUCAGCUCUUCAGAACUCCCACCGGAGCCACCUGUGUUCAUCGAUGAGGCUACUGGUCUACCGGUUGAACUAGGAGGCAAACCCGCUCCAGAAGUAGAUAAGGCUAAGGAGAAUGCUGCUAUGCUUGAGAAAAUUAAGGAUCUAUCAUCACAGCUUUUAGAGAGGUGGUCUAGUCUCAAAGAAGUCUUCAAAAUCCCAAAAAAAGAAAGAAUCCAGCAGAUGAAAGAGCACGAACGUCAAGCGAAUGUUGAAAGGCGAGCUGCGGACUCCAGUGGAUCACGUGACCGUGACCGCGAUCGUGAUCGCGAUCGUGAACGCGAACGUGACCGUGAGAGACGUGAGGAACGUGACCGUGACCGCGAUCGGGAGAGGGAGAGGGAACGGGAAAAAGAGAGGGAUAGAUAUCGGGAGAGGGAUCGAGAGAGGGAAAGAGAUAGAGAUAGACGGAAAAGAAGAAGCAGUCCAGAGGGGAGGCGGAGUAUUCGACUUACAGACCGAGUCCUAGCGGCCAUUCCACCAAUGAGCAAAGAGGAGAGGCGUCGAGCCUUCGCAGAAGCUGCUGCGGCGGCUGAUGAGAGCAGGCGGCAGAGGGACAGUCAGCCAUUCAUGCCUUACUGGCCACCGGAUUCAUUCUCACAGAUGUUCCCCCAAGGAAUGAUUCCCGGUCAACCCACUAUAAUGCCAAAUGGACCAAAUAUGAUGCCAAACAGACCACCAAUGUUACCAAAUGGACCCAAUAUGCUGCCCAAUGGACCAAUGAUGCCAAACGGACCAAACCUAAUGGGUCCAAACAUGUUACCAGGGCCGCAGAAUAUGUUAAGUGGUCCACAAAAUAUGAUGGGUGGCCCGAAUCUUAUGAUGCCGGGUCUCAUGCCGGGUAUGAUACCGGCCGAUGUGCCCCCGGAAUGGAUCGGGCCGAAUGGGGAGUUCCAGGGUCCUCCAGGGUUUUGUCCACCGUUUCCGGGGCAGCCAUUUUGUGUUCCACAACCCAAUGUGAUGGGAAUGAGUGGAUUCGGUGUGGGUGGGUUCAUGUUCGGACAGCAGAUGGGACCCUUUCCACCCCAAGCGUCCAGACCUAGCAAUGCACCUCGGCCCAUAGUUACCGAGAGUGUAAAUACAGAGGAUGAUGAUGACGUGGAGCCAGUGUUGCCGUCCAUGUGGAGGAGUGCCUUGGACGACAGAGGCCGAAGGUAUUACUACCACGUGAAGCUGAGGCAGCCGCAGUGGCUGCCACCCCCUCAGCCGCCUCCAUCACCAGAUGAAAGUUCUUCUGAAGAAGAAGCAGACACACUGAGUGCAGUGGAAACGGCCGUAGUACGAAGGCAGAUGAAGGGCAAGAUGGUGGAAGGUGUCAAUGGCAUUUAUGAGGUGAUAAAGGCGGACGGCUUGAUACCGGAGCACGCGCUGCUCAGCGAUAAGCCGCGCAAGAGACGUCCGGGCCUCGUCACGGAGAGGCCGAUUAGCCCCCGUACUGAAGAGGACAAGCUGGCCGGCCGUAUGGAGGUGAAAAGGUACAAACAGACGAAGGAGAAGUUGCGAAAGAGACGCGAGAAGCUUCUACAAAAAAGUCCGUUUUUCGGUGAUCUGGACGACUCUGACAGCGAUUCUGAUGACGACUCGGACGUGAUCCAAAUCCUUGAGAAGCUGUCCUCACCGCCCGCUGAGAAACCCGCCCCCGCUGCGCCAUCCGCUGCUGACGUAGAGGAGAACGCCAGGAGGAUCAAGGAGCAGUUCCGGAGUAGCAUGGCCAGGGUUAUGGUGCAACAUUUGAACCCAUAUCGUCACUCGUCAGCCCCCGCCGGUCGCAUCACCUGUACGGCUGACUUCAAACAUCUUGCUAGAAAGCUAACUCACUUCGUGAUGCUAAAAGAACUUAAGCAUUGCCGGACAGUAGAAGAGCUGGUGGUGACUGACUCUGUACGGUCAAAGGCCAAAAUGUUCGUCAAAAAGUACAUGGCCAAGUUUGGUCCCAUUUACCAACGACCACCUGAAGAAGCCGACUAG